AAUGCGGAUUAGCCCGGAAUCGAAUUAUGAUCCCAGCAUAGACAGACGCUUCCUUGUUUUUCACCUGGGAUCCCACCUGAAAGGGCUGGGCAGAGCAGCUUCGGAUGCCCUUCGUUUGUAAACAGGAGGCUCGGGAGCAGCCUCUGAUUGUCCUCGCCAGAUGAACCUCUCCUCGGCCAGCGAUACGUCUUGACUCCGGAGGGGGCAAAAACAGAAAGAGGAAAAAAGUGUCCACCAAGCAUCUGAAUAGAGAUACACAAUCCAGGACAUUAACUGGAGACUGAAAUAAUCAGUAACAAUGAUGACAGAGACGGGCCCAGAUUCGGAGGUGAAGAAUGCUCAAGAAGGAAGUCCCCAGCAGCAGCUGGAGGCAGCAGCAACUGGGCCAAAUACAGUGAAUGGUAGCUCCACCAACACAGUACACAAUCAGGAGGCUGACGAUAAUGAGAAACCAGGAGCCCUCAGUGAUGCUAAACAUGGGGAGCGGGCUGUGGACAUGGAUGAAAAAGACUACAGUGAAGCAGAUGGGUUAUCUGAGAAGACUACCCCCAGCAAGGCCCAAAAAUCUCCUCAGAAAAUCACAAAAAAGUUCAAGAGUGCCAUCUGCAGAGUGACUCUCCUGGACGCCUCAGAGUAUGAGUGUGAAGUGGAGAAACAUGGUCGGGGUCAAGUACUCUUUGACCUGGUCUGUGAGCACCUUAACCUGUUGGAGAAGGAUUAUUUUGGACUCACGUUCUGCGAUUCAGAUAGUCAGAAGAAUUGGCUGGAUCCUUCUAAAGAAAUAAAGAAACAGAUUCGCAGUGGCCCCUGGAAUUUUGCCUUCACAGUCAAAUUUUAUCCACCAGAUCCAGCCCAACUCACAGAGGACAUCACAAGGUAUUACUUGUGUCUGCAACUUCGAGCAGAUAUUAUCAGUGGACGUCUACCGUGUUCUUUUGUAACACAUGCACUGUUAGGCUCCUAUGCUGUACAAGCUGAACUGGGGGAUUAUGAUACUGAAGAACAUGUUGGCAAUUAUGUUGGUGAACUACGUUUUGCUCCAAAUCAGACCAGAGAAUUGGAAGAGCGUAUAAUGGAGCUACAUAAGACUUACCGGGGUAUGACACCUGGCGAGGCAGAGAUUCACUUCCUGGAGAAUGCCAAGAAACUUUCAAUGUAUGGAGUUGACUUGCAUCAUGCUAAGGAUUCAGAAGGCAUUGACAUCAUGCUGGGUGUUUGUGCCAAUGGCCUUCUCAUAUAUAGGGACAGGCUGAGAAUAAACCGUUUUGCCUGGCCCAAGAUCCUCAAGAUUUCAUACAAAAGAAGUAACUUCUACAUCAAAAUUCGACCUGGUGAGUAUGAGCAGUUUGAGAGUACCAUUGGUUUCAAGCUGCCCAACCAUCGCUCAGCUAAGAGACUCUGGAAAGUUUGCAUUGAACAUCAUACUUUUUUCAGGCUGGUGUCACCCGAGCCUCCUCCAAAAGGCUUCCUAGUAAUGGGCUCCAAAUUCCGCUACAGUGGGCGAACACAGGCUCAAACCCGGCAAGCCAGCGCUUUGAUUGAUCGUCCUGCCCCUUACUUUGAACGCUCCUCCAGCAAACGGUACACCAUGUCUCGCAGCCUCGAUGGAGAAUUCUCCCGCCCAGCUUCAGUGAGUGAGAAUCAUGAUGGAGCAGAGUCAGACAAGAGAGAAGACGACAGGUAUAGGGGGAGGACAAGAUCUGAAGAUGAAGAGGUGACUACUCCAACAAAAAUCAAGGAGUUAAAGUUUUUAGACAAACCAGAAGAUGUUUUGCUAAAGCACCAGGCCAGCAUUAAUGAAUUGAAACGGACCCUGAAGGAACCCAAUAGCAAGCUUGUGCACAGAGACCGGGAUAGAAGGCUGCCUUCCUCACCUGCUUCUUCUUCACCCAAACAUGAAGAUGAGACGCCAAAAGGGACCCCUGAGAAGGCCAAUGAGAUGUCAGAAGAGGAUUCUCCAGAGGAUCUGUCAUCUGAACAUGGAGCUGCCUUAAUCAUGGAAUCUUUUAUACAGAAAAGCCUUGUUUCUUCUCCUGAGGGUUCAGAGCAUUGGGUAAUUAUAGAAAGAGGAACUUCUGGGCUGGAAGAGCUAGCACUAAAACAAAUUAUUAAGACCCAGAAGGAAGAAUCAAGUGCAGGUGCCUCAGGAAAGCAAACAGAUUUGGACUUCUCAAAAGAGCCCACUGCAGUAAGGGUAACCAAGGCAGCGACAAAGCAAGAGGUGAAAGGAAAUGAGGAAAGCAAAAUAAAAGUUCACAGAAAAGCCAAAAUGAUAGCCAGUCCAGAAGAUUUUGAAUCAUUAUGGGAUGAUGAUAAGAAUGAGAAAGAUUACAGAAAGAAAUCUUCGGAGACAGAAAACCUUAGUGGGGAAAGAGAAGAGAAAAGCAAUAAAAUAGAGACAGCACUAUUUGGUUCUUGUGAACCUGAGAAGAAAGAAGAACAAAAAGACAAAAUAAAAGAUGUGGUGCUAGCCUCCACUGAAAAUAUGCAACAUACUGGCCUGCUCCAAUCUAAAGACGGACCAAUAUGUGCCUCUUUUCAUCCAGAGUCUCCAAAAAAAGAAAACAGAAUUAUAAUAAGCGAACAUAGGACUUCUUUGAAAUUAUCAGAAAAAGUUCUUCAGGAUACCUCAGAUUCUGACUCAGUUAAAACUAAGGUGAAACUAAGUGAUAAGACAGCAUCUUCUGCUGCUGAACGGAUUAUCUAUUUGGGUUCUGAAGAAACAGAUGAAACAAAAAAUGAGACCAAGGAAAUACUUGACCAAAAAAAGAAUUGUGCCUUUGAAACGAAGCAAGAAAACCAAAUAGAAGAACAGAAUUGCAUUAGUCUUGCCCCAGUUAUAGAAAAAAAAGAGGGAGAAAAUGUGCUUCCAUUCCCCUUACCCACAUAUUGUGAAGAAAUGUUAGACAUCAGCAAAACAAUUCUUCAGUCAGAGCAGUCCGAGACUGCAGAUGACAAAAACAUACUUUCUGUUAAGCAAUCUUCCAAUGAAAAAGAAGUUCAUUCAUCAAUUCCAGGGGAAGGUCUUCCUGUAGAGUCAAAUGAGUAUGGAAUCAAAGAUGAUCAGGAAUGCAGUGCAUAUUCUUCGACAGAUGAAGCCUAUGAAAGGGAUUCCAUAAUCCCAUUAUCAGUGCCUCAGUUACAAUCUGGACCCUCCACAAAAGAGGCAACAGCUUAUCCUUCUUACGAGCAUAAAAAAGGAGUUGAUGAAACAUAUAACAGCAGUCUUCCAGAAGGGAAAAAAGAAUAUGAUAAGAAGGAGGCUGAUACUGCCAUAGGAACACAGAGCAUGAUAUCAAAAAUUUCAGAAUACCAAAGCAACAGAAAAACUUCAGAAAAUCAAAGCAAAAGAAAUAAGUUAGAAGAAAUGGAAGCUACUCAAAUACUUCUUCAAAUGGAAGCCAAAGAAUGUAUGGACUCCACCAUGAAUUCCUCGCAACACCAGCUUUUCUCUUCUACAAAAAUUUCAGCUAGAGAUUCACAUACAUCACAAGAUGCAAAAACCAAAAAAUCAGCCCAAGAAAAGACUCAUGAUUCAAGCUGGCCUCUUCAGGACAAAUUAUCAGAAGGUCAGGAACUAGUCCAAAAUAAAUAUAUUAGAUCUGAAGAUUCCACCAAAGAUGAACUUCCUGACUCAGAGCUAUUAGCCAAAAAUGAAAGUAUUGAAUUGAACAGUUCAGCCAUAAACAAACAACAAAUGGAAAGUGGAGCCUCCGUUAAUUCUAGUGAACAGGAUCAGAUAGUAAAAGAUAAGUCUACCCUGUCAGAAGAUUCAACUAAAAAUAAACCAUCAAAUUCACGUAAUAUGUCAGAGCAUGACAGAAACAAGCCUCAUGAAUUAAAUGGAAUGGCUAAAUAUAAAUUCCAAGAAUCGGCUGAACUCCCAAAAUUAGAAGAGGUGGCUAAGAAUAAUAUUUCAGAAUGGAAGGACUUAGCUAAAGAUAAGCUCUGUGAAAUGGAUGAGCUGACCAGAGAUAAUACUGCAAAGUCAGAGGAUAUCGUUUUAAAUCUAGAUGAAGUAAUUCAGGGUACAACCUCUGGCUCGAAGCAGCCAUCUAGGGAUAAAAUAUUAAAGUCUGCCUCUGUAGUUGGUUCUAAACCUUCAGAAUUGGAAGGUCAUUUUUUUUUAAAAGAAGAACUUGACACUACACAGUCUGUUAAGACUGGGUCACCUGAAUGGAACAAAGAAUGUUCACAACCUCCUCAUGCUAUAAAGCAGGACCCGAAACCUGUGCAAACUACACAUAAUAAACAAAAACCCAAUCUGGAACAACUCAAGGUCAUAGAGUAUAGUACAGCUUCAUCUCAAAAGCAUAAGGAUGCAGAUUCAUCCACAGAGAGUGCAAAGGGUUUCGUUGAGCAUAAAAGUGCAACAAAUAAAGAAAACUCCAUAGCUUCUAAAAUUAGGAUGUUUGAACAAGGUGAAAUGUACAGCUUACUUUCUGAUGAACCAGAUGUUGCCUUAACAGGGUUCCAUGAUAGUUGUCCAGGCAGUGAGAUACCAAAAGAUUCAUCAAAACUAGAACUACACAAAGAUACAUUUUUAGAAAACAACUGUGCCAAAUUAAUAGUGGCUUUGCAACCUUCAGAUGGCAAAACAAAACACCCUGGAGAAACAUCAGACACAGUCUACCAAGCUGAAAAUCAAGGAACAAGUGAGGGAGAACCAUCUCAGCUGUCAUCUUGGAAGGAAGAUAUUUCCCUUGGAUCUGAGCAAGAAGGAGAAAGAGAAGCUGAACUGGCUUCUCCUGAUUCUGGCUGUGAAAUCACUUUGGCAGAAGCUGUGAGCAAAUUUCAAGAACCAACUUGGGAAGAAAAGGAUUUGUCAGGCCUAUCAGUAAAAGCCUUUCCAAAAGAAGAGAGUUUAAAGGCUGCUCCUCCAGUGGCCCUUCAGAGAGCGGGAUUGAGGGAGGGCACAGAGGAGAAAUCUAAGCUGCCUCGGCACAGGGCUCCUGAAAGUGAUACCGGGGAUGAAGACCAGGACCAGGAGAGAGACUCGGUCUUCCUGAAAGACAACCAUUUGGCCAUCGAGCGCAAGUGCUCCAGCAUUACUGUCAGCUCAACUUCCAGCCUUGAGGCUGAGGUGGACUUCACUGUCAUUGGUGACUACCAAAGUGCAGCCUUUGAAGAUUUUUCACGGAGUCUCCCUGAGCUUGAUAAGGAAAAGAGUGAGGGAGAAGCAGAAGGUCAGAUUUCUACUGAGGAAUCUGACAGACCAGCUCCCAAGGAAGAUGGUGAUGCAAUGGAUGAAGAAAAGGUUUAUCAUGUAACCCCAGAAGAGUCCUUCAAUCUGAAAUCAGAAAUGGUAAAGAAAGUGGAAGCAGACAGCUCUGUGCAACACAGAAUUGGUACAACAGAAAUUACACAGGUUGAUGGUACCACUACUGAUGGAAAAGAGGCAGUAACCACUUUCCACACUGUCAGCCCAGAAACUAUAUCUACAACCUCAGAUCACAGUACCAAACCUACAAAAGGCACUGCAGACCUUCGAUCCAUUUCUCCAAUUACCAGUGGUGCUGUUGGCAAAGAAGCCUUCACCAGCCUUUUUGGUGCCACUGCAGAAACCCUCUCCACCUCCACAACGACCCAUGUUACCAAGACUGUGAAAGGAGGAUUUUCUGAAACCAGAAUAGAAAAGCGAAUCAUCAUAACGGGAGAUGAAGAUGUGGAUCAAGACCAAGCUUUGGCUUUAGCCAUCAAGGAGGCAAAAUUGCAGCAUCCUGAUAUGCUGGUAACCAAAGCUGUAGUAUAUAGAGAAACAGACCCAUCUCCAGAAGAAAAGGACAAGAAGCCUCAGGAAUCUUGACCUUUGUAUUUCUAGAAGUUGGCAUCUAUUUUAACUGAAGUAAAGAAGGGGCCUUUAUGCUGGAUUCCUCACUGAGACAUAGAACGUCCUGGCUGCAAGAAUAAUGUUGAGAGACAAAAUAUUAAAUAAAAAGGAAUAGCAAAUAUAUUAUAUAUUAUAUAUACAGGAAACAAAAUGCAUCCUUGCACUGCUGCUAUAUGCUGGAGAUGAAUAAAACAGCAACAUCAGCAACAAGCAAAACCAACCACCUCUUCAAAUAAAUUGAAGAAUUGACUGAACUGAUCUAAAAAAAUCAUGAUGGUAAUAAUAUUAAUAAUACAAUAAACCACCAUUGUGCAUGUUACAUUUAAAGAACACAUAAUUCAUUUGUUGCACACUGAAUGGAAAAGCAAAAAUGCUUUGCAACAAAGCAAGAAAUCAACUAGCAAAACAAGCAGAAUUACAAAAUGAUUCCCUGAUAGGAAAGAAUUAAAAUCCAUUCACUUGUAUAAUUUCUGUUUAUUAUUUUAUAAUUUGGGAUGUGCAGUGAUCAUCCUUUAUUUUCACGCCAUGCUACUUUUGUUGCUUCAUCAUUGGAUUCUUUUAUUUUCCCCAAUUGGUCCUUCCUUUUUUUUUAAAUGUUUCCUCUUCUCAUCUAAUGUCUUAUUCUGCUGAAGAUAAUUAUGACUUUAUUUCACUUAAAGCAAAGGAAAAUGAUAUGUAUAUGAUUUCUCACCAAACAAAAUGCAGCCUGUAGAGAUUUCAUAUUGAUGUGCUUUUAAGUUAUGGAUAUUAUAUAUAACUGGGGAGGGUGGGGAAUGAUAUUAAAACAAACAGUGCUAAGUGUGACAAUGACAUUUUCACGUUAUUAUUCGAUUGAUAAUGGUUAAUGUAUUACAAGACGUUUAGAUUAUGCCAGUAUCCCAUGAAACUAAGAAUAGGAAAAAAAAAAAAAAGGAAUUUGAGGAAGCUGUCUCUCACUUGAAUUUGGUGACACAAUUGUGAUUGUCACUGGUUAAGACAAACAACAGUAUGAAAGGAGUCAAAGACAACAAAACAGAUCAGUGUUACUCCAGCCCAAUUAGAAUGCCUCAAAUGUGCCAAUUAACAGUGUCUCUUCAUCCUCCAGGCUUAGGAGGAGUACAAAGUCACCACACAGAAUGAGGUCAGAUUGCUUCAUUGUUCAAGGCCUUUUAUUUAGCAGUCUUUCAGAUCAAAGUGUUUAUUUAGGGCAAAGUAACUGUAUUUGCCAUGUCAGUUUUUCAAAAUUUGAAAGUUUGGUUCCAAACCUACGUGGCUCAUUUCUGAUCCAUGCAAGUCAGAAUCUGCCAAAGAGACUGUCCUGUCCUACUCCAGUGCAGUUUCAUUUUGUCAGAUUUAAAUUUUGGAGACCAUAUCCAUCAGGGAGAAAGAGCACCUCUGCCUUCUUUAAAUAUGAUUCUAUAUCAGAACAGGAUUUAUUCAUGGGUUUCUUAAAGAUGCAUUCAUCUGCCACAGUAAGUUGUGAAGCUUAGAAAACCAAACUACUAAAAGCAAAUACUGCUUGGGAGUAAGGAUAUUAUUAAUAAAACUGCUUUGCCAUUAAUGAAACCUAGACAUUGUCCUUUACCACUUUUCAUUACCUCAAGAGUAAUUAAAGCAGAAACAAAUGAGACAAAUCUAAAUGAAAGUUUAUACUUUUCCUUUUACAUUUGUGAAUCUGAUAAUGACAUCUUUUAUCUCUAAUUGGAAAUAUAAAUAAAAAUGGGAAAUCAUUGGAGUAACAUGGAUGUAUCUUAUAUCAUAAAUUGUUUGCCAUUGUGGGAGACACUGGGCCAUUGGCUGUUAGUAUGGCUCCUUAAAAUUGGAUGUUUCUGGCAUGUAGGAAUGUCCUAAUUAAACACUGAAAGCAUAGAUGUAAACUUUAUGCUGUAAGAGUCAUUUCUAAUUUUCAUGUAUCCAAGCGAUUUUCUCCUUUAGAUUUUUUGAGGAUUUUUUGUUUCCUUUUAUUCUUUUGGAAUAUGUGAUGCCCUAAAACCAAAACACCAAAAAAUUUAGAAACUCAUAAAAUAUGUAGAAAACAAAAAUCUUGUUCUGCUGAUUUCAAAAACAGAACAAAAAUCUUGAUGACAUUAUCAUGUAUUUUUCUCAACGUUACAAAAAAAGGAAUUUUCCCCACAAAAAUUUCAUUUUUAAUUUUAAAACAAAGCUCAGAAAUUAGGUAUAUAUAAAGUACAUCCUAUUGCUUCUUCUAUAUGAAUUGGUAUACAUGAGUCUGCCACUAAAACCUGUGGAAACAAAUUGCUUCAAAACCCAUUUAUAAAAGACCAGAAUUUAACUCUUGUCAAGUACCGUAAAGGAAAGCUACAGUAGAUUUGGAUUUCUCCCACAGCAUGACUGAUGGGUAGCCAUUAACAAAAACUAGCUUUUUGUUUACCUAGCAAGAUGUGGCUUAUAUAUAGAUAUCUAUAUUGAGAUAUAUAUAUAUAAAAUUUGUGGUAAAGUUGAAGCCAUGCACACUUUUAAGAUCAUGGUUUCUUACACCUUCUGCUGCCAUCUGAUAAAGUUGGUCACUCUUUUCUUUCUUUGGGUGAAGGGGUCUUUCCAUUGAAAGAGACGGUCAACAGAACUGCUUGUUUGCAACAAAUCCCGCAACUUGAUUCUAAAACUGGCCUGCAACUGCAUGAAUUAAAAAGAUUCAUAAUUAUUUUUUAAUUUGAGAAGCACCUUAACCAACUGAAAUGCUGUCAUUCAUUCAUUAAUUCUUCUGUCCUUCUGACCCCUCCACCCAUUUCAAUUUUUGUCCCAUCCUUUUCGAUCAUAUCCUCUUUCAGUGCUUGGUGAUGUAUGCGUGUGUGCUCACUGUUCUUGUAUUCAAUAAAAGUGAAAUAAAUGUAUCUGAUGCUCACUCA
Pseudonaja textilis is the source of this 8676-nucleotide messenger RNA. NCBI's taxonomy places the organism in Eukaryota, Metazoa, Chordata, Lepidosauria, Squamata, Elapidae. The record is from RefSeq and is a predicted model, not a curated record.